Messenger RNA from Mauremys reevesii (Reeves's turtle), 3731 nucleotides. RefSeq names its product pleckstrin homology, MyTH4 and FERM domain containing H3 (gene PLEKHH3). Gene Ontology annotation, cellular component: cytoskeleton. The coding region runs from base 144 to 2516 and encodes 790 amino acids. The transcript is spliced from 13 exons. Lineage: Eukaryota; Metazoa; Chordata; Testudines; Geoemydidae. Gene Ontology annotation, biological process: signal transduction. The record is from RefSeq and is a predicted model, not a curated record.
CCCAGCCGGAGCCGGGAGCGGCCCGCGAGAGGCCGAGGGCGCCCGGGCGGAUCAGGGCUUCGCAGCGCGCAGGGCUCCCCGGCCCGACGGGGCGCAGCGGCUGCGCCCGCCCUGCCCGGAGCGGCUGGUGCCCGGGCGGGGGGAUGCCGUUCCCGGGCGGGCUCUGGUGGCUGGUGUGCUGCCGGCAGGGCUUCACCCUGCUCCGGCGGGACUAUGGCGAGCCGGACAAGGAGCCGGACGGGGAGGCCGAGGAGGAAUCGUCCUUCGAGCUGCGGAGCAAAGGAGCCCAGGGGCCGUUGCAGCUAAGCCUGACCCAGCCCGUCCGCACCAGCAGCGGCUCCGAACGGUCUCUGCCCGUCUCGGAGGAGAUGCGCAGCCUCAUCACGGAGAAGGGGCCGGGGCCAGUGGAGGAGGAGCCAGAUGCCAUCGUGAAAGGCUGGCUGCAGAGGGAGGCGCGGGGGGGCGUGAAGGGCCCGUGGAUCCGGCCCCGGAAAUACUGGUUUGUGCUGACCCAGGACUCCCUGGAUUACUACAGCAGCAGCGAGGUGGGAGCCCGGCGCCUGGGCACCCUGGUGCUCACCAGCCUCUGCUCCGUGCUGUGGCCCGACAAGCAGACCUACAAGGAGACCGGAUACUGGAGCGUGACGGUGUUUGGCCGGAAGCACUGCUACCGCCUGUACACAGAGCACCUGAAUGAGGCCGUGCACUGGGUGUGCGCUGUGCAGAAGGUGAUCCACAGCAAGGCCCCCGUGCAGACGCCCACGCAGCUGCUCAUGCACGACAUCGAGGAGAACUGCGGGAGCCCGGAGAUCCUGGAGCAGAUCUAUCGCUGCAACCCCGUCCUGCGCUACACCAGCAGCCCGCUCUACGCGCCGCUGCUGCCCUUCCCGUACGGCAGCUCCGACCAGAGCGCCCCCAGCCCCCGCGGCUACAUGACCCUGCGUGACGAGGCCGUGAAGCUCUUCAACUCCCUGCAGCAGCUGGAGUCGGAGCGAGACCCGGUGCCCCUGAUCCAGGGCGUCCUGCAGACAUGCCUGGAUCUGCAGCCGCUGGUUGACGAGAUCUACUGCCAGCUGGUCAAGCAGACCACGGAGCCGCCGGUGCCCGGCGGGCUGGGCAACCUGCGCUACUGGCAGCUGCUCACCUGCAUGAGCUGCACCUUCCUGCCCUCCCCGCCUGUCCUGCGCUACCUGCGCUUCCACCUGGGCAGGACGGAGAGUGAGUUCCCCGGCUCGGAGAUGGCGGAGUACGGGCGCUUCAUCGCGGCGGCUCUGGACAAGACUCAGGUGCGGGAGUGCGUCCCCUCGCUGGAUGAGAUUGUGGUGCUGAUCCAGCGGCAGGACAUGCUCUGCACCGUGCACUGCCCUGGCACCUCCGCCUGCACCGUGGCCAUCAGCUCCCACACCACGGCCGAGGAGGUGGCCCGGGAGCUGGUGGCUCGGCUGGGCUUGUCUCAGAGCCCCAACGUCUUUGCGCUCUACGAGCAGAGUCGGCACCACGAGCGGCCUGUGGGCAGGGCCACGCUGGUGGCCGACGUCCUCACCAGGUUUGAAAACCUGGCAGGGGAGGAGAGGACGCAGGACUCGACCUGGAGACUCUGCUUCAAGCACUACGGCUUCCUGGACACGGAGAACGUGCCCCGGGACAGCGUGGAGUUCGCCCUCCUCUUCGAGCAGGCCCACGAGAUGGUGAUCCGGGGCUACGUGCCCACGUCGGAGGACACGCUGCAGUCCCUGGCCGCCCUGCGCCUGCAGAGUCUCAACAGCGACUUCUCCACGCACGCCCCCGUGCCCCGCCCGGAGGAGCUCUUCCCCGUCCACGCACUGCACUCCCGCCUCCGGGCCUCCUGCCAGGGCCUGCCCAGGUGCCCCGGCGCCCGCCUCCGUGCAGGGCUGCUGGCCGGCGCCCUGCCCUGGGGCCACUCGCUGGCCAAGCAGCAGGCGGAGCAGGACCAGAAGCUGCAGGGCCGCCUGCGCGAGGAGGGCGCCAGCGUGAUGGCUGCCAUUGUGGACAAAUGGAAGCUGCUGCAGGGCAUGGGCCGGGCCGAGGCCAUGGCCGCCUACCUGGCGCUGGUGCGGGAGUGGCCGGGAUUCGGCUCCACCCUCUUUGACGUCGACUUCCACACGAGCCUGGAGGGCAGCUGCCCCCAGCGCCUGUGGCUGGGCGUCGGGGCCAAGGCCGUGUCUCUGUACAAGCCCGGGGAGGCCGAGCCCUUUGACAGCUUCUGCUACAGCCGCAUCUCGUCCUUCGGGGUGUCUGACAGCAGCACCUUCCACCUCUCCGUGGGGGACAGGGACCUGCUCUUCGAGUGCCCCCGGGUGGAUGAGAUCGCCCAGCUCCUGCACACAUACCUCACCAGCCUGGGCACAAGGCAGACGCCCCUGCGGGAGGAGCUGGCCGACACCUGCCACCCUGGGGACUCACUGGACUCGGGCCUCCCUCCCCCACAGCAGAGACUGUGCCCAGCAAGCGCGCCCUGGGGGGGCCAGCCCAGCGCAGGCUCCUUCCCCAUCUAGCUUGCUGGCCCCGUGUGCCAGCUCAGGUGACGUGCCCUUUGGUGGGCCCCUCCUGCACCAGCAGGGGGCCGGGGCUGCCCCGAAGCGGCUCGCGCCCUGCCAGCACUGAGAAUCCUGCCCACCGGGAUGUCGGCGGCUGGGGUCUGCUUUGGGCCCCGGGGUCAGAGCCCUGGAACUACAUGGUCCUGAGGAGUUGGACACUGUUCCCAGUGUGGCGUCUAUAGCCCCUGGCUCUGAGCAGGGGGUGGAGGGCAGGGGGCGGGCAGAGACUCGCUCCCCCCACUCAGCUGUUGGGUUGCUAGUUUAUUUCCUUAAUUUAUUUGUAGAAAUGCCAGCUACCUGCACUGGGUGCUGCGGGUGCCCGGCCUGGCAGGGAGGUGCCAGACACUGCUUGGCACCUUAUUCCUGGCUCUGCCUUGGGGUGCUGGUGUACUGGUUUGUCAUGCCCGGGCUGGGGAUUCACCCUUGCAAGUCCUGCUCGGCUGGUGGGAAAGGUGGGGGUGCCCAGUGGGAUCUCCCGUGCAGCCCCUGGGGUCUGGUGAUGACCUAGGAACCAGCAGAGGUGGGCCAGGCAGUGCAGCUGCUUGGGGGCCCAGAGGCUGGCCAGUUGCUGUGGGGGUGGGGUUGGCAGUCUGUUUGCUAGGACCAUGGGUGGGAGAUGCUGGGGCUGCUGUCUGCGCUGGGGCUGGCCAGGUGUCAUCUCCGGGCACCUUGGGCUGGCACCACCUGAUCCCACGGACAGUCACUGCGGUGACUUCUCCCAGUACUUGAAGGGUUAAGGGGCCGCUCACGUCUGCCCGCCUGGGGCCAAGAUCCCCUUGGGCAGGUGGUUCCCAGGUGCCUUCACGCUGCUCUGUGCCAUGGCACUGGGCCCCCCGCGGAGCACAGCCCUGCCCUGGGCCCACUGGUAACUUGCAGCAAGUUUCCCCAGGGCUUGAGAGCGCUGGCAGCGGCAGCAUCCUGCCUUCCACCCCCAUCCGUCUGUCUGUCCUGUGCACCAAGCACCUUCCCCGUCUGUGCCCCAGAAAGCUGCAGGCGGCCUCUGAGUGGCGGCUGGUUCCCGCAUGGGCCUGUCUCUGCUGUGCUGGCCAGGCUCCCUAUGGGCGUGCUGAGGGCCGGGCCCAUGUUGAGGGGCGGGGGACGCUCAGGCCUCUCUCUGUGUUGCCUCUGUAAAGUUCCUGUUCUUGUUUUUGUAUUAAACACCCAAGGAAAGUG